GCAGACCGGAAGUAGUGUAUGUCAUGUCGGGAAGCAGAUUAGCUCAGAGCAUUUACCUCAAGCUGUGACGUGUUAAAGCAGCAUUCAGCAGAGAUUGAUUGGUUAUAGGCGUUUUCAUUAAUUUGCUUUGGGUGAUAUAAGAAUCAAGGUCCACAGCUCCUCCUCCUGUUUCUCACUGGCUGGCAGUGUCUAGACAUACAGCAUCAGGAAUGCAAGACUAAUCAGCCAGAUGAUGUCUGAGUCAAAGCUGCAGCAUCACUUGGCAGCUUAUCUCCAUGGCAACGGUGUUGUGGAGACAGAAAUGAUCUUCUGAACAGUCUGACCUGACAAGAAACAACACAGCCAUCUCAGGUCUGCAGAUGGAGAAUGGAGACCUGGGUCAUAGGAUGGGGGAGCCAGUGACUCUGAAUGUGGGCGGCUGUGUGUAUAGUACGUCUCUUUCCACGCUGCAGCGCUACCCAGACUCCAUGCUGGGAGCCAUGUUCAGAGGAGACCUCCCCACCGUCCAGGAUACACACGGAAACUAUUUCAUUGACCGCGAUGGCCCGCUGUUUCGCUACAUCCUCAACUUCCUUCGGACAUCAGAGCUGGCUCUGCCGUGCGACUUCAAGGAGACCGAGCUGCUCAGGAAAGAGGCUGACUUCUAUCAGAUUGAGCCCCUGAUCCAGUGCCUGGGUGACCCCAAACCCCUGCUGCCGUACCCCACCGACACCUACGAGGAGGUGGUGGAGCUGUCCAGCACCAGGAAGCUGUCAAAGUACUCUAACCCCGUCGCAGUCAUCAUCACCCAGCUCACUAUCACCACCAAGGUCCAAGCAGUGUUGGAGUCCAUCUCCAGCAGUUUCACAAAAUGGAACAAACACAUGAUGGACACCAGAGACUACCAGGUGUCCUUCACCUUCGGGCCAUGUGACCACCAACAGGAAGUUAGCCUGCGUGUCCACCUGCUUGACUUCAUCUCCAAAGCUGGUUUCACAAUACGCAACACACGUGUUCACCACAUGAGUGAACGAGCCAAUGAGAACACAGUGGAACAUCACUGGACGUUCUGCCGACGAGCCCGCAAAGUCAGCGACUGAUAAAUAAACUGAAGCAUGGACUUAACUAAUAGAAGACAUUAUCAGGGUGUCUACAGACAGAGUUCUUUGUGGUUUUGUUGUUGUGUGUUAAUGUUUAAGUUGUGUUUUUGAAUUAUUCCCCAUUCUAGUGGGAGGUAAAGCACAAGGUGCAGUUACUGGCGAUGUAAAGAUAUGCUACCUUUGCUUUAUCAUGUACUGUAUAUGAUGAUAUGGACAGCCCUUUAAAACACUAUUUUACACGGUAGAGUUCUUCUAACUUUGUGUCAGCUUUGGCAUUUUUUUUUCCAACAUGACAAUGUGCACAAAACCAGCUCCACAAAGAAGUGGUUUAGGGUUGAGGAACUUGACUGGUCUGCACAGAGCCCUGUCCUCAGCCCCAUCCAACACCAUUUGGAUGAAAUGGAAUGCUAAUUAUGAGCCAGAACCUGUCACCCAGCAUCAGUGUGGAACCUCACUAAUGUUCUUGUGGUUGAAUGGGAGCAAAUAUCUGCAGCCAGGUUCCAGAGAGUGAUAGAAAGUAAAAGCUAUUUUUGUGUAAGCUUCUUCCGGCUCUUUGUAACCAGGAACUCCCAGAGACGAAGCAGACCACUUGGAUUAUAUAAAAAAUAACCGUGCUGGU
Monopterus albus (swamp eel) is the source of this 1698-nucleotide messenger RNA. RefSeq names its product potassium channel tetramerization domain containing 6a (gene kctd6a). Lineage: Eukaryota; Metazoa; Chordata; Actinopteri; Synbranchiformes; Synbranchidae. Gene Ontology annotation, molecular function: protein binding. Gene Ontology annotation, biological process: protein homooligomerization. The record is from RefSeq and is a predicted model, not a curated record. The transcript has 7 exons. Bases 360 to 1079 code for a protein of 239 amino acids.